GGCGAGGUGGUCCGCACCAUUGAGAAUCCCCGGUGGACAGGAGUUCUAGGGCCGGAGUCUGAGCGGGCGAUGGAGGAGGGGACAGCUGCCAGUACUCCUGAAGGAGAGCUGGAGGAGAAGGGGGAGAAAAUUGUUCGGAAACUCGAUUGGGAUAGUCCCACCGAUCCGGACAAUCCCAGGAACUGGUCCAUUUCAAAGAAGUGGAGCAGCGCGGCUGUCACCAGUCUUUAUACGUUCGUGGCGCCUCUGGCGAGCAGUAUGAUGGCGCCAGGAUUGCCAGAAAUCGCGAGGGCAUACGGCACGACCGAUUCGACAGUGAUUGCGAUGUCUCUUAGUAUCUUCGUUCUCGCCUUCGGUGUGGGUCCUCUCUUCCUUGCCCCCCUAAGUGAGAUGUACGGACGUCGCUGGGUCUUGCACAUAUGCAACAUCUUCUUUCUCGUCUUCCUAGUUGCAUGCGCUAAAGCGCCCACUAUGGGUACCUUCAUCGCCUUCCGGUUUCUCUCCGGCCUCGGUGGCUCGGCGCCCCUUGCUGUGGGCGGUGGCCUGAUUGCCGAUCUGUGGGACGAGAAGGAAAGGGCGAGCGCAAUGGCGAUCUAUUCUCUCGGCCCGCUUGUAGGCCCUGUGUUAGGCCCAGUGGCGGGAGGGUUUAUAGUCCAAAGCAUCGGGUUCCACUGGAUUUACUGGAUCCUUACUAUCCUCACCGGAGUAUCCUCUAUCCUCGGCGUCAUUCUCCUGCGCGAGACAUACGCGCCCCUAAUUCUCUCGCGGCGUGCUACCCGACGAGGCAUCCGGCAUCUGUCCACUAUCGAGCAAGCAGGUCAUACGAGCCAGUGGUCCUUCCUUCUCCACAGCAUGUACCGGCCAUGGAUAAUUCUCUUUACGAGCAUUAUCUGCUUCUCGCUAAGUCUAUAUAUGGCACUUAUCUACGGUUUCCUCUACCUCCUCUUCGUCACGUAUCCCACACUAUACCAGGUGGACUAUGGUUGGGGCCCCGGGGUGUCCGGCCUCGCCUACCUCGGACCUGGCCUGGGCUUCUUCAUGUCGACGAUGGCCACAGCAUUCCUCAUGGAUCGGAUAUACGCGAAAUUGAGCGCGAGGAAUGGUGGCGUAGGGCAGCCGGAAUUCCGGAUUCCCGUUGCGAUCAUCGGCGCAAUCGUGGUGCCUAUUGGUCUAUUCUGGUACGGUUGGUCAGCCCAAGCCCACACCCAUUGGAUCAUGCCUAUUAUCGGAGGGGGCAUCUUCUCCUUUGGCAUGAUGCUCACCUUCUUCCCCCUACAAGUAUACAUCGUUGACACUUUCGAGUACGCCGCCUCAGCCCUGGCGGCCGCCACGGUCUUCAGGUGUAUGUUCGGAUUCGGGUUCCCUCUGUUUGGCCAGCAAAUGUUUUCCCGGUUGGGUAACGGAGGUGGGAACAGCUUGCUCGCGGGAUUGGCUAUUGUCCUCGGCAUCCCGUUCCCGGUUUUCAUCUGGUUCAAAGGGGCAGAACUAAGGGCAAGGAGCAAAGAUAUGGAAACGGAAAGCCUGCAAUAG
Molecule: messenger RNA, 1530 nt
Organism: Dacryopinax primogenitus
Lineage: Eukaryota; Fungi; Basidiomycota; Dacrymycetes; Dacrymycetales; Dacrymycetaceae
Product: MFS general substrate transporter
Exons: 6
Coding region: 70-1530 (486 amino acids)
Biological process (GO): transmembrane transport
Molecular function (GO): transmembrane transporter activity
Source: RefSeq, a predicted model, not a curated record